Glycine soja is the source of this 1053-nucleotide messenger RNA. Its product is annotated as THO complex subunit 7A-like. The record is from RefSeq and is a predicted model, not a curated record. The coding region runs from base 91 to 819 and encodes 242 amino acids. Gene Ontology annotation, biological process: mRNA processing; mRNA export from nucleus. Lineage: Eukaryota; Viridiplantae; Streptophyta; Magnoliopsida; Fabales; Fabaceae. The transcript has 2 exons. Gene Ontology annotation, cellular component: THO complex part of transcription export complex.
UCUUCUCCGCAUUGGAAGCGGAAUCACCAUUCUGACCUCCUUACUCGUUACACUACUUUCCCCCCUUUUCGCCUUGCAGCAGUGAUCGAGAUGCUGGGAAAGACGAGGAAGGUUUCGGCGCGUGGCGAAUCCGUGGCGGCGAACUACGCCUUCGGUCCCUCCGAAGAUGACGUAAUCAUCAAGCACAGGCUUCUCACGCGCACCACCACCACCAGGGGCGACCCUCCCUUGAAGAAGCUUCAGAAGAAGUUCACCUCGUUCGUCUCCGAAGUGGACAAGGACGAAGACAACAACUACAACGAAUGCGACAAGCUCGCCAGAGCCUUUCUGCAGGAGCUGACGACAUUCGAGAUUCCUCUUCUGAAGAGCAAGGCGAUUGUGGAGGCCAACAUUAGGGAGAAGGAGAAUUUCAACGAGUUGAAGGAGGAAAUGAAUCGCCAGAUCCUGCAGGCGCAGGAUGACAUUGAGGAUCUCAAGAAGCAGCUUGAGGAGAGCAAGGUUGAGAGAAGGCACAAGGAGGAGUGCGAGGCUAUUAGGAAGUUGAUUGCCAUGCAGCCCCCGAGGUCCGAGACUAUGAAGGUUAUUUCAGAGUUGGAGAACGAAAUUGCCGCUUUGGACGCCGAGAACACGGCUGGUUCGAGGUUGUUGGAGCUCAGGAAGAAGCAAUUUGCGCUGUUGUUACAUGUGGUGGAUGAGUUGCAGAACACAAUAGAGGAAGAGCAGAAGAGCCUAGUCGAGGAGAUGAGAAUGGCAACCGAGGAGCUUAAGAAUGGGAUGGAGGACACAAAUGGGGGGGCGGAAGCAAUGGCAAUUGACUAGUAACUAGAUUGAAUAUCAGUCUUCCUGUUGUAACAUUUCUAUCGUGUUUUUUUUUUCCUACAGUGAUUAGGAACCAUAUGUAAAUGAAACAUCAGUAUUAUGCUAGUGCUUAGACCUUAGUAAAACUAAUGCUUUUUUCCUAUAAAAAAAAAAGGGAACUACUAAAUGCACUUCGAUUGGAUUUUUCUACCAAUUUUGUCUAGCCAAUCCUUCAAUAUAGUUGUGUUUUGUCCA